This is a messenger RNA of Agrilus planipennis (emerald ash borer), 526 nucleotides long. Its product is annotated as ejaculatory bulb-specific protein 3-like. The coding region runs from base 52 to 408 and encodes 118 amino acids. The transcript is spliced from 2 exons. Lineage: Eukaryota; Metazoa; Arthropoda; Insecta; Coleoptera; Buprestidae. The record is from RefSeq and is a predicted model, not a curated record.
GAAAUCAAUCUGCCGGAUUAAUAUAACGAAGUGUUUCCUGAAGCAAUCAAGAUGACAAGUCGAUCUCUCGUAUCGCUCUGUUGCAUUUUUGCAAUCACUGCUAUGAUUUUUGCCGAUGACAGUGGUAGUCGAUUAAGGAAUAUCAACGUCGACGAAGUGCUUAACAAUGACCGACUUUUCAACAAUUAUUUUAAGUGCCUUAUGGACCAGGGACCAUGCACUGCGGAGGCUUCAAGACUUAAACAACUGAUUCCAAAAGCUGUCGCCAACAGAUGUGCUAAUUGUACGAAGGAUGAAAAGGAGCAAGCGAAAAAGGCAUUGAACUUCUUACUAACUAAAAAGCCAGAUCAAUAUAAAGCUUUGACCGCUAAAUAUGAUCCAGAUGAAUUGUGGAAAGAACUCGUUUAGCAAAUAGACAGACUUUAAUUAAUGUGUAAUUGUUGCUUUCCUUGUUACUGUUAUUGACAUUAUUGUUUGAUUAUAACUUUUAUCAGCUGGUUUAAUAAUAAAUUACUUAAACAAGUCA